CACUACAAUCUUUUCUUUCUACUUCUUUUUGCUUUUCGCCUUCUCUUCUCCAUCUCCUUCCCCAAGAACCCUAAAUUAUUUCUUCACACUUAGAUAAUAAAAAAAAAAAUUAGAUCUUUAUCGAAAAAGAAAAAGUACUUAGAUGAUUCUGAUCGAAGAAAUAGAAAAAUCUGCUCAACUGGUUGGUUAAAGGAACUCAGUUUCUCAUACCCAAAUGAAUCUGAGUGAGAAGAGAAGAGUUGAUGAAGAUUGGAUUGAGACACUAUUGAGUUUAGAGUUCUUUGGGAUAUGUAUGGAUCAUAAGUAUCUUCGAAAGAACGAGAAGAAUGUCUUUUGCAUUGACUGUAAUCUCGAAAUCUGCAGACAUUGUUGUAACACAGAAGCUCAUUUUCUCCAUCGUCGUCUUCAGAUCUGCAAAUAUGUUUAUCAAGAUGUUCUUCGUCUUCUCGAUAUUCAACACUACUUCGAUUGCUCCGAGAUUCAGACAUAUAAAAUAAAUGGAGAGAAGGCUAUACAUUUGAAUUCAAGGCCACAGGCAAAAGAUGCAAGACCUUCAACAAAAUCCAAGAAUGGAGCUUCAUGUGUGACUUGCAAAAGAUAUAUUCAGGAUCACCCUAAUCGAUUUUGCUCUAUCUCUUGCAAGAUAUCAACUCCUUCGAAAAAACCUAAAUUUUGUUUUUCUCCAAAAUUGGAACAAAGUGUUGUGGAGAAAGUGCACUCUCAUCAAGAAGGAAGCUUAGAAGAGAAAAAAUCGUGCACAUCUUCACUCACCGAUGUUUCAGAAGACUCAGAAAUUUUGUUGAGUAAUUUCUCAUUGAGACCACUCAUGAGAAUACUCAAGAGAAAGGGAAUUUCUCGAAGAUCUCCUCUUUAUUGAAUUUUAAUACUUUUUUCGAUUUUGUAUCAAAACCAUACAGUAAUUUAUUUUCUUUUUUGGAAAGGAUAUCAUAUUGAGUAUCAAUAUUAUGUUUUUUAAAAAAUUAUUCACUCCUGAAGAUAGUAUUGUUGUGAGACAAAAAAAAAGAAAAGAAAGAGAAAUAGUGAUAUACUCGUGUGUUUUGUGUAAUGGUGUAUGAGUGAUUUAUUU
This is a messenger RNA of Thlaspi arvense, 1087 nucleotides long. NCBI's taxonomy places the organism in Eukaryota, Viridiplantae, Streptophyta, Magnoliopsida, Brassicales, Brassicaceae. The record is from the annotation of a GenBank genome assembly.